CAACCUUUAACGUCUCUAAAAUCCUAUCUUUUGGAUCGAACCCUAUCAUGAUUAGAACUUCUGUCACUAACUCCAUCAGACAAAUCUCCAUGAGCUCCGUAUCAUCUUCCCCUAGACACUUUGUGAAUAUCCAUCAGUUGUCGGCAGAUGAACUCUCGGCGUUGAUUUCAAGAGCUGCUGCUUUCAAAAAGCAAAUCAAAACAGGUGAACCGGCACCUUGGAAGCAAUACCAACGGCUAUUGGGCAAGGUUGUGGCCCUCUUAUUCUCUAAGAGAUCUACCAGAACUAGAAUCAGUACAGAAGGAGCUGCUGCUUACUUCGGUGCCUCACCCAUGUUUUUGGGUAAAGAUGACAUCCAAUUAGGCGUUAACGAGUCGAUGUACGACACCACCAAGAUCAUCUCGUCGAUGACGUCGUGUGUGUUUGCGAGAGUCGGCAAGCAUCAGGAGAUUUUGGAUUUGUGCAAGGAUUCAUCGGUUCCCAUCAUCAACUCAUUGUGUGACAAGUAUCAUCCAUUACAAGCAAUUGCCGACAUGUUGACCAUAAAGGAGGCGUUCGGCAACACGCUGGGCUUGAGAUUGGCAUGGGUCGGUGAUUCCAAUAACGUUUUGAACGAUAUGGCCAUUGCUGCUAUCAAACUCGGAAUCCACGUCUCGGUUGCCAUUCCUUCUACUAUCAAAUACGACCCCGAAAUUCAAGCUCAGACAGAACAAUUGGCCGCAGAGAACAAAGUGACGUUUGAAAUUGUCAACGAUCCUUUGGUGGCCUUGAAAAAUGCAAAUAUCAUUGUCACUGAUACUUGGAUCUCCAUGGGCGAAGAAGCGGAAAAACUCGAAAAACUCAAGCAGUUUGCCAACUUUCAGAUCAACCAAGAUAUGUUGAAAAAAGCCGGUGUGCUGGACAACUGGAAGUUUAUGCACUGUUUACCAAGACAUCAAGAAGAGGUGCACGAUGAUGUGUUCUACAGCGACAACUCAGUGGUGUUUCAAGAAGGUGAAAACAGAUUGUAUGCUGCGUUGGCUGUAAUGGAAGGGUUUGUCAUUAACAAGGGUGAUUUGUUGAAUGCAGUUGAUGAGGAGGUCUAAUUGGAGAUGUUUAGACAAAACAUGGGAUAUCAUCAAAGCAAGUAAAUGUGUAAAUGUGAAAGGAUCGUUGUGGCUGCAAUGAGUGGUGUUUGCGUGUUUAUCCCACUUCAAAGUGGUGAUGAUUGCCAGUGGCUUUUGGUGUGGAUCCGUCUAUUAUAUACUUUUGUUUUGUAUACGAAAAUCAUAUAAAUUUACCCAUUCAGCAACUGACUUGUCUAUGAAGUUUCUGAUCCCAAAUGUUGCAGCAAUGCGAUCUCCGUGUGAAUCAUUGCUCAAUUAGUCUCAUGUACGUUCGCAUUGGGAACCUGGACUUGAAUAGCACUAUAUAGGUAUAUUAUCCUUACGCCAUAAUAACCUGUAUGUGUGUACUCUAUCGCUACUUACGCCAUAAUAACCCGAUACUAUACUAUUCAUAGCAUCUCUCUGGCACAAAACGCCCACUUAACUCCACAGUAUUCGCGAGUUUCCUAAUCGGGCCGUAUCUUGGUGGGUGUCCGAAACUCCUAUAAAAAGGAGGCUCGAUCCCACAGUUUGCCCUCACACCAAAUUAUUUCAACAUGACUACUUCAGUAUUCGUUUCUGGUGCUACUGGGUUCAUUGCCCAACAUGUGGUUCAACAAUUGAUCCAAAAGGGCUAUAAGGUCGUUGGUACCGUCAGAUCCACCGAAAAAGGUGACAGAUUAAAAGCCAAUUUGAAGAGCGACAACUUUGAGUACGAAAUUGUCAAGGAUAUUGCCGAGGAGCAUGCCUUUGACGAGGCGUUGAAGAAACACCCAGAGGUCACGGUGUUCUUGCACACGGCGUCGCCUUUCCACUUCAAUGUCACCGAUGUGCAAAAAGACUUGUUGGAUCCUGCUGUUAAGGGUACCACCAAUGCCUUGAGCUCCAUCAAGAAAUACGGCCCCCAGAUCAAGAAGGUCGUGGUCACUUCGUCAUACGCGGCAGUGGCUCCACCAAUCGGCGUAUUGGGCCCUGAAUUCACGGUAGACGAAACAAGCUGGAACCCAACCACUCUCGAAGAAGCCUUGUCAAGCCCCGGGUUGGGCUACAGAGGCUCCAAGACCUUUGCCGAAAGAGCCGCCUGGGCGUUCUUGGACACCGAGAAGCCCACCUUCACGUUGAACACCGUCAACCCUUCGUUCGUGUUUGGCCCACAGGUGUUUGACAGUGAGGUUUCUGCCACCUUGAACACCUCGUCGGAAGUGCUCAAUUCCUUCACCAGAUUGUCACCCACUGACGACGUUCCUGUGGUCAAAGGGGGAUACGUCGACGUUCGUGACGUGGCCAGAGCUCACUUGCACGCGUUUGAAAGCGACGUCACUGGGUUCAGAUACUUGUUGCUGACAGGUCCAUUUGUGGGCCAAGACAUCAUCGAUGUCAUCAGAGACAACAUUCCGCAAUUGAAAGACCAGGUUCCUAAGGGAGUACCCGGUAGUGGAGCAGAGGAAAUCAAAAAGCUCAAUGGAGUGGAUAAUUCCAAAACUGCUGCCAAGAUCGGACCUUUUAUUGAUCUUAAGAAAACAGUGGUGGACUCGAUUGAGCAGAUUCUUGCUGUCAAUUCCAAGUAGACGGUGAAAUUUCUCCUGUUUUAGUUAGGAAUAUAAAUAACCCCCCCUUAUUUUAAUUACACGUUGUAUA
Yamadazyma tenuis ATCC 10573 is the source of this 2723-nucleotide messenger RNA. The record is from RefSeq and is a predicted model, not a curated record. NCBI's taxonomy places the organism in Eukaryota, Fungi, Ascomycota, Pichiomycetes, Serinales, Debaryomycetaceae.